AUUUGAACUAGAUUUUUUUUCUUCUAAAUUUGGUAUCUUCAGGGCCGAGUUCGGUGUUGACAAAGGGUUUUCCAUCUACUAUUUUCUGAAUUCAGAAUUUGAAAUUGUGUGUUUAGAACUUCCAUUGUUCUGCUUUUACCUUUAAUGUAAACAGCUCUUUUUUUAACAUUCUUAAUUAUAGCAUUGCCCAAGUGUAAUAAUCUUGACCAUGGGUGGCGCUGUGAGUGCUGGUGAAGACAAUGACGAGCUGAUAGAUAAUUUGAAGGAAGCACAGUAUAUCCGGACUGAGCUGGUGGAGCAGGCUUUCCGAGCUAUUGAUCGUGCAGAUUAUUAUCUUGAAGAAUUUAAAGAAAAUGCUUAUAAAGAUUUGGCGUGGAAACAUGGAAACAUUCACCUCUCGGCCCCGUGCAUCUACUCAGAGGUGAUGGAAGCCCUGGAUCUUCAGCCUGGACUCUCAUUUCUGAACUUAGGCAGUGGGACCGGGUACCUCAGCUCUAUGGUGGGCCUCAUUCUAGGUCCUUUUGGUGUAAACCAUGGGGUGGAACUUCAUUCAGAUGUGAUAGAGUAUGCAAAGCAGAAGCUGGACUUCUUCAUCAGAACAAGCGACAGCUUUGACAAGUUUGACUUCUGUGAGCCUUCUUUUGUCACUGGCAAUUGCCUGGAGAUUUCUCCAGACUGUUCUCAGUAUGAUCGUGUGUACUGUGGGGCUGGUGUACAGAAAGAACAUGAAGAGUACAUGAAGAAUCUCCUCAAAGUAGGAGGGAUCCUUGUCAUGCCGCUAGAGGAGAAGUUGACUAAGAUAACACGCACAGGUCCUUCAGCUUGGGAAACCAAAAAAAUUCUGGCUGUUUCUUUUGCUCCUUUGAUCCAGCCCUGCCAUUCAGAGUCAGGAAAAUCAAGACUUGUUCAGCUACCACCAGUGGCAGUUCGCAGCCUCCAGGACUUGGCUCGCAUUGCCAUCCGGGGCACCAUUAAAAAGAUCAUUCAUCAGGAAGCAGUGAGCAAAAACGGAAACGGACUAAAGAACACCCCCAGGUUUAAACGAAGGAGAGUUCGCCGCCGUCGAAUGGAAACGAUUGUCUUUUUGGACAAAGAGGUCUUUGCCAGUCGGAUUUCCAACCCUUCCGAUGACAACAGCUGUGAAGACUUGGAAGAGGAGCGGCGGGAAGAAGAAGAGAAGACCCCACCUGAAACAAAGCCAGACCCCCCAGUGAACUUCCUGCGCCAGAAGGUCCUGAGCCUGCCUCUGCCAGACCCCCUGAAGUACUAUUUACUUUAUUACAGAGAAAAAUAAGUCUCCUGUUAACGGGAAAUGAGGAAGAGCGGAUGGCAGGGUCUGAAGUGUGUGCCGCCUGUCUGCUUUUGAGGGGGUCUCCUAAAAGACGUCACAGAGAAGGGGCUUGCUGUGCUUGUCCACGUCGUAGUUUUCUUUUUCUGGUUCUUGAUUGUCCUCUAAAAUGUGGAUUCAGUGGUAUGAUUUCUUUACAUAAUCCAACAAGACCUACACUGCACAGAAUAAUGUUUUCCCAAAGUGGUGAGAAUCUUAAGAGAAGGAUGUUUCUUUUUCAGCUCUGAUGAAACACUGAAGUGUGCAUAGCAGAGACUGUUUGACAACUAUUCCUCACACAAGAUACACAUGUUGCGCAUUCAAAAUGAAAACUGAAGUUGAAACUAACUUGUUAUAAAAUGUGAAACAAAGCACAAGUUUGCAAAUGUUUAAAAUCCUCUCUGAGUGUGACACACCAGUGUCCAGGUAUGAAUUUUUAUAUUAACCUCUUCAUUACUGAUACUGAGUUUCACUUAACUUUUUAGUUUUCUAGAGAGGGAAACAUUAUUGAGAGGCUGCCCUUAUUUUAAGUAAAUUAAUUCAAUCUUAUGCGAGUUGUCAAUUAUAAUUUUUAAAAGGAGAAUUUUUCAUGGGGGAGGAGGAAUAAAAGGUCAGCUGCCAGAUAUCUUUCUUGAAUUCCAAAAGAAUUCUAAGGAGGUGUUUUUCUGAUACCUUUAGUAUCCUUUAAAAGAACCACUGUUGAUCCCUAAAAGAAUAUCCUGAAAAAAUGAAACAAGUUUUUUUUGUGUGUGUGAAAUUAAUAAGGUGUAUUACCUUUACCCUAACCAUAGGGAUGGUCAUUUACCCAACUUUAAAGACCAUAAUGGUUUUCCAAGGUGUUGACACACUCAAUUCUCAGAACAGGUAAAAAGUAUUAGGACUGCAAGAAAUAGACUGGGGACUAUAUCAUAGACAGCCUGUGCUUUUUGGCUUCUGUUUGCUAUUUUUCUGUAAUCACAUUAGAGUACUGAUUCAUAGAUUUUAUCUUUUAUAGUUCUGAAAAAAAAAGAGAUUUGUUAGUUUUGUAAUUUUUCUUACAGACAAAUACAUGGAUUUUAGUAGCUCCAUUGCAGGAGAACAGUGUAACUCACAGUGUCAUAGGAAGUCAAUCUUCUUCAGGCCAUGUGUCCAGUGCUUUCCGUCUUAAUGUUCAGAAGGCUAGAAGAAAAGCAGCUUUUCUAGUAGUCACAUGGCAGAAUGGUCUUAGUUACAUUGCUUAUUCCAAAAUAUUGGUUCUUUUUAAAACUUUUUUUUACCCAAAGAUAAGAGUAGUGUAAAUUGUUAACAAUAUAUCUAAAUUCAGAAUGUUGGUGUAGGAUUAAGUAUCCAGAUUUUCUUACUAAUUUUAACCUCUUGGGAGUUGCUGGGCUUCAGUGUCUCUCUGAGCCUGAAUUCUGGUUAUUUUUGGAUCUUUUCUGCCUUUUAAAAUAACUGAAUUAUUUUUACCAUACAAUACAUCUGCAUGCCCAGCUGGGAAAAUAUGUAUAUUGCUCUAGACUGAUAAACUUAAGCUGUUUUAAAGAAAGUUAGUUCAUAGUCGUUGCCUUUUAACUGUUUCAUUCUAUCACAGAGAAAUGCAUGAUUUAAUUUUACUUGCUAAUACUUUGUAGUUUGCAGGUCCUUGUUGACAUUAUUCUAAUUGAUAUGUGGAGACUUCUACGUUACAUGGAAAUUUUUGGACAUAAUAGUAAAUGAAUAUGUGAAAUUUAAAUGUGUUAUUUUAGGUGGCUUGACUAAAUUUUUUUCUAUAAUUGUGUAUGGACUGAAUUUUUUUUACAACCACAUUUGCCUUUAUGCUAAAUUGUAAAAAUCAUUAUAGUGCAUAAGACAUGUUUUCCCCCCUUAUAUGUUAAAAUUUUCCUAGCAUUUUGUAUUUAUAUGUUGUCAGUUUGUGAUUUUUAAACCAGAAUUUGGUCAAAACAUAUGGUUGUAAUAUAUGGGAGAAAUAAUUUGGUGUUUAUCUUAUAAGGGAGAAUUGUGAAUAAGCUUUCCUUUGCACCUUACACCAGAAUUCAGUAUAAUGCACUACUUUCUGUUUUAAAACAGGCAAAUCAUAAUAUAGUCUGUAUUAUCUGCAAGAUCUAUAUUGUAAACCACAUUCUUGACAACUGUUUAUUUUUGUUUUGAAUAGUCUGUUCUAAUAUAUGAAUUUUGUCUUGAAAAGUAGCAAAGCCAUAGACUUGUGCAAAACAUAUUUCAAAUUUAUAGAUUUAAAGUAUGUAAUGCAAAAACUCAAAUGUGUAUGUAAAAAUACUUUUACCCAUCUGGAACUUACUGGGGAAAAAGCCAAGAAAUUUGAAACAUGAAUUUCAAUGAGAUGAUGUAUGUGGGUAAACACAGAUGAGAUCAAUAAAGGUAGUUAAGACAUUCAA
Molecule: messenger RNA, 3699 nt
Organism: Carlito syrichta (Philippine tarsier)
Lineage: Eukaryota; Metazoa; Chordata; Mammalia; Primates; Tarsiidae
Gene: PCMTD2
Product: protein-L-isoaspartate (D-aspartate) O-methyltransferase domain containing 2
Exons: 5
Coding region: 209-1294 (361 amino acids)
Biological process (GO): protein modification process
Cellular component (GO): cytoplasm
Molecular function (GO): protein-L-isoaspartate (D-aspartate) O-methyltransferase activity
Source: RefSeq, a predicted model, not a curated record